GUAGGAGUUGGGCCGAAUGAGCAUGAAUUGGCCUGACCCGAGCAAGUUGGGUGGAUAGUCCAAGUUUAAAUUCGAUUGUGAUUCCUGCAAAUUUCUUUACCUAUCCAAUUUGUUUCCAUAAUUCUCCCUUCGACGGCUUCGAUUGGGGUUACGUUCAACUUUCUUCAAUCUUAUACAGGAUCUGAUUAUAGGAGAUUUAAAUUAGGCGUAUUCGAGGAGCGGGUAAUUGAUUUGGCUGAUUUCAGCAUUCCGAAUCUGAAAAGAGAAUGGCGUUGAAGUUUCUGAACAAGAAAGGAUGGCAUACUGGAAGUUUGAGGAACAUCGAAAACGUGUGGAAAGCGGAACAAAAGCAUGAUGCUGAGCAGAAGAAAUUGGAAGAGCUUCGCAAGCAGAUUCAUGAGGAGAGGGAACGCUCUGAGUUUUGUCUUCUCCAGGAACAAGCUGGCCUUGUCCGUGCGAAGCAUGAGAGGUUGGAUUUCUUUUACGAUUCUGGCUUGCAGUUGGGUAGCGCCAGUAGCCCCGCAGCUGGAGGCAGCGGUGCAGGUUUUAAGGCUCUCCCGUCGUGUAAGGCUACGGAUUCUUCAGCCAACCAGUCUUCUACCCCGAGUGCCUUGUUCGAGCACAAACCUCACUCGGCCAAUGAUGCCUGGCGCAAGCUCCAUUCGGAUCCCUUGCUUAUGAUUCGCCAGCGCGAGCAAGAAGCCCUUGCCCGCAUCAAGAACAACCCCGUCCAAAUGGCAAUGAUUCGUAAAUCAGGUGGAAAGUAAUAAAACGUGCUAAAUCCGGCUCUCGAGCAAGAACUUGUAGAGUCCGUUGUUGAAGCCGAUUCUAGAAAGCAAGAGAGGCAGAGGAAAAUAGAAGAGAAAAAGGUCUACUUGUAAUUACAAGAGGCAAUGGAGGCUCUCCUUCACAUUUGCAAGGAUGGUUGUCGAACUAUCGGUCCUCGUGACAAAGUGCUGAAAGGAAACCAAGUUAACUGCAUUCCCGCAUCUGCAAUGAACCGGAUUCUUGCAAGGUUCCUCUUUGCAGGCAUUUUAAGGAGAAAAUUCAGCAGCAAUGAAAGAAAGACGAGACUAAGUGGAAACUAUUGGUUAGCAAAGUUAUUGAAGCAAAAAAUGCAGCUGGACCGUUCUCGGAGGUCGGGUUUAUUGUGAUAUCUUUAAUGUAAUAUAUGCAUAUGGCAUUACCAUGUAGUUUUAUCAGAAUGGUUAAUGCCUCGUAUCAAUAACAGAGGCUGAAAAUGGAACAGUUUAGCUUUCUUAAUUUAGAAUUGUCAAGAUCACCAUUAAUGUCUUGCACAUCAGAGUCUUUGUUUAUCCG
Messenger RNA from Hibiscus syriacus, 1320 nucleotides. RefSeq names its product pre-mRNA-splicing factor CWC25 homolog. Gene Ontology annotation, biological process: mRNA splicing, via spliceosome. Gene Ontology annotation, cellular component: U2-type spliceosomal complex. The record is from RefSeq and is a predicted model, not a curated record. Lineage: Eukaryota; Viridiplantae; Streptophyta; Magnoliopsida; Malvales; Malvaceae.